AUGGCAGCAGAUGCCCGGGAACAGCCAACAAACGGGACACUCGCGGCAUACAAGAAAGAGUCAUCAUCUAUUCUCUCAAGCGGAUUCCGUCGCCUCCAAGAAUACCAAGUCAUCGGCCGCAGCCUGCCCACCGAUGCAAACCCAACCCCCAAGCUCUACCGUAUGCGCAUUUUCGCACCCAACACCGUGGUCGCCAAAUCCCGCUUCUGGUACUUCUUGUCCAAGCUCCGCAAACUGAAGAAAUCCACCGGCGAGGUCGUCUCCCUGAACGUCAUCCACGAGAAGCGUCCCUUGAAGGUCAAGAAUUUCGGUAUCUGGAUCCGCUAUGAUUCAAGAUCCGGUACCCACAACAUGUACAAGGAGUACAGAGAGAUGAGCCGCACGGACGCGGUCCAGGCAUUGUACCAGGAUAUGGCAGCGAGACAUCGGGCUCGUUUCAGGAGCAUUCACAUCCUCAAGGUCGUCGAGAUCCAGAACGCCAACGACGUCAAGCGACCAUACAUCAAGCAGUUGAUCACGCGCAACCUCAAAUUCCCUCUGCCUCACCGCAACAGCAAGUCGAAGAAGCUGUUCACGCCCAAGCGACCUUCUACUUUCGCAUAG
Molecule: messenger RNA, 603 nt
Organism: Cladophialophora carrionii CBS 160.54
Lineage: Eukaryota; Fungi; Ascomycota; Eurotiomycetes; Chaetothyriales; Herpotrichiellaceae
Product: 60S ribosomal protein L20
Exons: 3
Coding region: 1-603 (200 amino acids)
Biological process (GO): translation
Cellular component (GO): cytosolic large ribosomal subunit; ribosome
Molecular function (GO): structural constituent of ribosome
Source: RefSeq, a predicted model, not a curated record